CCUUGUGUGCUCUGGUCUGGACAAGGGGGUGCAUGGGUGAAACAUGGCCGCCGCAGACCCAGCGAAGUCUCCCAAACGGCAGAAAAUAGCCGAGGAGGAGGUGGAAACAUGUGGGGAGAAAACCGAGGCGGUGGAGUCGGGGUGCAGUGCACGCCAGAAAGAUGAGAAUACGUGUAAUAAAACUGGGGGUAGCCCCAACGAUGAGCAGAGAGCUGAUGUUGGCAGCGACGGCGGCGGUUGUGUUGCCAGCCAUUCGGAGGUUACUGUCGAGUCCGGUGCUGGAGCCGACAAAACGACAUGCAUUUUACCGGAGGACCUGAGAGCGGCUGAAAAAAUGGCCGAGGCCAGUGGCAGUGACCAGCGUCCAUUCGACUGGUCCGAGACUGAAGAUGACGGCGAAGAAGCACAGACGCACGCGGAGGAAAAUGAUAAGUGUGACCUCAACAGUGUCUGUGAGGAUGCUGAAGAGGUGCGGCAGGACAACCGUGUUGACAGUGACAUUGCCACAAAUGCAGAAGAGCCACAUGUGGAGGAGAAGAGCACAGUUAAACCACAGAAUGAGGAUUUUGUGGGCGAAGUGGACGGCAUAGAGGAUGUGGUUGAAGAUGAUGAGGAGGCAGACCAAGGGGUGGAUACUGAUUUGACUGCUAAGCAGAAAAAGUGCCGCUUGGUCUGCAAAGAGUGCGGGAAGAGGUUCACCCGCCGCGAGACGUUUAACCUCCACCGGCACUUUCACGCGCAUGAGGACGAGCUCACUCCCCUCACCUGUAAAGAAUGCGGCCUUACCUUUCAGCACCGCAGCAGCCUCAUCAAACACCGAAACGAACACAGGGAGAAUGAGGAGCUGCAGCUCGUCACUCCAAAAAAGGAGGUGCAAACGAUGGAGGAGGGCAUUUUUCAGUGUGCAGAGUGUGAGAGGAUAUUCUCCACAGUCAGCCAGCUGAGAGACCACAACUGCAGCAAUACAGUAGAAAAGCCUUACCACUGCCCCCUGUGCCGCCAAGAGUUCCAGUUUAAGGUCUCCGUCACUAAGCACAUGAUGACCCAUUCUCACGAGAGCACCUUUACGUGCCAAGAGUGCAGUCAAACUUUCCCAAACACUACAGCCUUGCGCUUCCACCAGAGGUGUCACGCCGCCCUAAAGCCCUAUGAAUGCCCCGAAUGCGGCAUGGUUUUUAAACACUACUCCGUCAUGGAAGACCACCGUCGCAAGCACACCGACAACAGCCGCUCUCACCUGUGCAACAUCUGUGGUAAGACUUUCAAGUACAGCAGCCUCCUUCAUCAGCAUCAGUAUCUGCACACAGGGCAGAAGCCCUUCCGCUGCCCCGAAUGUGGGAAAAAAUUUGCUUUUGCCCAGAACAUGAAGGCGCACUGCCGCCAGCAUAGACUGCGUGAAACCUCCUGUAGUGCACAGACCAGUAAGCAGGCCCCUGCUGCCGAACAGGAGGAGGUAAGAGGGCUGGGAAAGGAGAACGCACACCAGAGCGAGGAACCAAAACGCACAUUUAACUGCCCCCUUUGUCCCCAGACAUACUGUGCACCAGCUAACCUGAGAGCUCACAUGCUCAUUCAUGAAGCCGAGUAUGAAAAGGUGGAGAGAUCACCCCGGCUCCCAAAGGAUGCAAACAAGUACUGGGAUAAGGGACACACCUGCCCACACUGUCCGUCCAUUUAUCGGGACGAGUCCAGUUUAAAUGUGCAUCUUUUAAGUGUCCACAAAUCUUUUUCACAGUAUUUAGAAAGACUGGCUGCUCCACCUAAAAAACAAUUCACUCCAUUCACCAGUGAUAAUGUGCAGGUGAAGUGGAAAAGCGAAAGCAUAAGUGUUAAGUCGUACAAGUGUUCAGAGUGCGGAAAAACUUUCCGCCACCGUUCAGUGUUGGAACUGCAUAUGCGCAUACAUUCCAAGGACAAGCCUUACCAGUGUAAAGUGUGCGGCAAGGGCUUUAGAUUCAGUAGCUAUUUACAGCAGCAUCUCAUCAUUCACACAGGCAAGAAGCCAUACAAAUGUCCAGACUGCGGGAAGGACUUUGCCUUCCUGCAGAACAUGAGAACGCAUCAAAAGCUGCAUCAGGAAAAACCGUUCCGCUGCACCAGCUGCCGCAAAGGCUACAGCGAUGAGAUCCAGCUGCAGCACCACAUGUUGUCACAUAAUGGUGACAAACCUCACAAGUGUGACCAGUGUGACAAAAGUUUCGGGUUAGCAUAUCUGCUCCGUGAUCACAUGAACACGCACACAGGAGAGAGACCUCAUCGCUGUGAUGAGUGUCACAAAACCUUUUCGUGGUUUAGUAGCCUGCUGGUACACCAGAAGAUCCACGCUCGUAAGCGGCAGAGUUUCAGCCAGUACAGUUCUUUCCCAAUGAGCUCUAGGAUGAGGGGGAGGGGGAGGAGGGGUGGGAGGCCUGUGUGGGGAUUUUCUAGACCUUUAGGAGGCUCAGGGAUGACUACUCCUCAGCAGCUUUCUUAUCCGGUUUCUGUAGUGAGAGACGCUGAGCUCCACAGGAGGGCAGUACAGCCGCCAUCUUCCAUGCAUGCAUCUCGCAUGGAUUUACAGAGCAGGCAACAAAAGGAGCAGUGGCUGUCCGAGCUACACCCUCAGCCAGUGCAGUGGAAGGUAGAUGGUGGGGAAGUAAUGCCCGUUCCAUCAUCGCAGCACCAACAUGGAGCCCCCCAGCAGACACAGUUUGACAGCUCAGUGCUACAGCAGCACCAUCGGACAAGUUCAUCCUGGGCAGAUAUUCCUCUGAUAAGUCAGUCAGGCUCCACGUCUGCUCAGAGUUUAGAUUCGGCACACACAAAAGACGGCGCGUCUUCUGUUGCCGCCUCUCACCUGGCGUCCGUGCCAAAAAAAUCCAGCCCGUCAGCAGUGAACGAGAUGGUGCAGCACAGGCAGCACAAGCCUGUUUCCUGGAGCAGCACUCCCACAUCUACAGUGCUAGCUUCCACAAGUUCUGUGCAACACGAAUUUUCUGUUCCCUCCUCCUACAUAGACGGGGCAGCUCUGUGGAGUGUCAGGCCUACUCCACUAUUAAAUUCACAGGGCUCGCCAAGUAAGCUCGGGCAAGAGCUUCAGCUGCCAAGAUGGUCAGUUACCCCAGUGUCCUCACAAAAGGAGCCGUCAACACCUCCUAAGAAGGAGGACAGAGUGUGGGACUUGAGUAAUCCUCAAGUAAUACCUUCGACUGUUAGCCAGCCAGAGAAGCCAUGGAACGGCUGUGAGCCGCAAAAGCCAUGGGCUUCUGGCUUAGCAGGUGCAUCCACCUCAGCUCAAAUAGACCAAAGCAGUGCUAUGCCAAUUUCCAGUCCUGUCUCACAUGGGGCCAGCAGCACCUUAUGGGACAUACAAACAACACCAGGAAUUCCAAAGACUAUAAACUCCACUGAGAAGUUAGUAAAUAAUCAAGAUUUUCAGCUGCAGCAAAAGCAGACGUCAUCUGGCUGGGCCAAUGUACAGACAGCAACACAGAAGGUUCCCAUCUCCAUUCAGUACGAGCCUCAUCGUUUUGGACAGGGCAUGGGAACACCAGUAUGGGGCUUCCAAAACAACCCAGUGGGUCCUCAAACCCUGCUUUCUGGGCAACUCAAACCAGGGAAUGGACAGGAGCUGCAGCAACAACCAAUGGUAACAGGCACUCAAAUAAUCAUAAAUCAGCCUUCUCCUUUUUUCUCACCUCCACUUGCUCCGCUCCCUCCUCUUGCUUUGCCUGGCCCUCACCCUCUUCACUCUGUCGCAGUUGGUGCACUUCCAAGACCUCCACACCCAAAUAUUUUUUUCACACCACAGGCAGUCAUGAGCGAGAGGCCACACAUGCCACAGACCCUGUCCCUACCUCAACUUGCCCCGCGGACAGAACCUCACAAACUUGGAACUCGUUUGCCUUUUGCCCCUGAACGGCUUCUCCAGUGCAUGAUAUGCGGGUGCUCUCUUCCUCGGGAGCUGGAUUUACAAAUGCAUUACUUGCAACAUGCACAAGGAGAGAUUUGACAAUUCUACUCUAGCAACAAGACUUAGUUCUAGAUUUUUGUUUGUUUGUUUGUUUGUUUGUUUUUUAAUAAUUUUAUUAUUUGGUGGAACCUCAUUUAUCACACAUGGAUGAGCAUUAGACAAAAAGAUGGGGAAGGUGAAACAUGGUUUAGCCUGUACACUUGUUACAUAUUUGAAGUCUUUUGGCUCCAGAUUAGAUUGCACAGUCAGGGUGUGUUUUGACAUGAAGGGUGUGUACACGUGCCAUUCAAAGUGUUUUGCUAUCUUUUAAAAUGCAUAUCCAAAUACUUCUAGAUUAAUGAGGUUCUACUGUAAGGUCUACAUUUCAUUUAUUGCCAGUGACCUUUAGAUUUAGAUAAUAUUAGUACUUUUCUAGUUCCGGUCAUAUGUCCUGAAUCAUUUGUACUGUGUUUCUUCAUGUACAGUAUACUGUGUGCCUUUUUAUGAGUACAGUCUGCAUGUCUGCUGUCUUUGGUAUCCUAGGCCUAGUUUGUGCUUAUUAAGGUAGACUCAACAAUGUGACCUCACUCCCAAAAUGCAGAGCAACUAUUUCAAAGAUACUGUAAAGAAAUGUGUGUUUUUGCUUUUGGAGAAGUGAGGGGGAUUGUUGCGCUCACAGAUUAGAUUUGUCAGAACAUAACAAGGAAAAAAAACUGUACACAUACAGUAUAAACCUCUUAGGGAGCACUUGUGAUCACAGGGCCACUGGCCCGGUCCAAAUAUGCGACGAGUAAAAAGCAAAACUAUUUCUAAUAUGUAAUUGUGAUUUCACGGUAAGAGUUUUAUGUAACUGCAACACUUGGGGUGGCCAUUGGGGCUGGGGCAAUUUGGCACCUUUACACAAUUAAUGACUGUUGACCAAUUUUGUAAGAAAUGUUAGAAUUAUGUGAUGUUUUGUCAUUAACAUUUUUUACAGUGGCAAGAAAGGAAAAUAAUUGGUUACAUACAUUUUUUGCUUCAAUUGGUCCAGUGUGCAUCUCUAAAUAACUAUUUCAGAUUGGAAUGUACCCAUGUUUGUAAAAAUUAAUUCCACUUUUUAGUGCGUAAAUGUAUUUUUUUUGUGAAUAAUGAAUGAUCUCAUUCCGUAACAGUAGAUCUAGGUGAGUACAUCAUCACAUCUCCUUCCGUUAUGAAAAUGGGCAUUAGAUUAGCUCUGGUGGCCCGCCAAGUGACUGACAAUAUUCAUUACUGCUAUCUGCUGUAGAAAUAAACAAAUGGUUCAUAUGUAAAAAUAAAAUGAAAAAAAAAAAAGCCACAAAAAGAAGGAAAAGCUAAACAACUUCCUGUGCAUUUCAACAUUCAUCGAUUCAAAAACAUGCCCUUCUACCUCUAUCCACUGUUUUAGCAUGGAAGAUUUUUCCCAUGAUGUCUACAUAUUGGAUUAAAAUAAAAACCUGCCUUUGAUUAUAAA
This is a messenger RNA of Oreochromis aureus, 5402 nucleotides long. RefSeq lists its product as uncharacterized. The transcript has 2 exons. Bases 44 to 3991 code for a protein of 1315 amino acids. Gene Ontology annotation, cellular component: chromosome. Gene Ontology annotation, biological process: regulation of transcription by RNA polymerase II. NCBI's taxonomy places the organism in Eukaryota, Metazoa, Chordata, Actinopteri, Cichliformes, Cichlidae. Gene Ontology annotation, molecular function: RNA polymerase II cis-regulatory region sequence-specific DNA binding; DNA-binding transcription factor activity; chromatin insulator sequence binding. The record is from RefSeq and is a predicted model, not a curated record.